Molecule: messenger RNA, 1302 nt
Organism: Rotaria socialis
Lineage: Eukaryota; Metazoa; Rotifera; Eurotatoria; Philodinida; Philodinidae
Source: the annotation of a GenBank genome assembly
AUGAAUAAAAUAAUAUCUGGCUCAAAAUUAGACCCACACCAUGUAAAACUCCAAGUAUUAAAUGAAUUAAGUAAUCCCAGUGUUGUGAAUUAUGAAGAAAGUAAUCAACAAUCGCAAGCUAUUCCAGUAAACAUCAGAGUUACUUUCCUUCGUAUUGGUGAAAUCGACACAUUAAAUGAGAGGUAUCAAGCUCAAGCAGCUAUCGAUGCUCGAUGGCUGGUCAAUUAUAAUCUUCUAACACGUCAACUAUCACGAAAUGAUAAACAACGUUUAGAUGAAGGAAAAUCAGUGACUCUUGUUAAGUAUACCGAUUCUAAUUGGCAUCCUCAAUUGUUCAUCGAAAAUGCCCUUGGUGAUCUCAAAGAACAAAUUACUUAUAGUGCUAAGAAAUCAAACGAUCAAUUUGUCUAUAUUUGCGAACAUCGGGAGAUCAAAGCACUUUUGUGGGAAAAAUUAGAAUUACAUCAUUUUCCAUGUGACGUUCAAGAAUUAUCGAUUUCAGUUGGUUCAAUGCUUUACGAUGAUAAGGUAAUCUUGGUAGCUGAUCAUCUACGCCUAAGUGGAAUCAACCGUGAAACAUUUGUUGACCAACAAGAAUGGUUUCUUUACGAGCAUGUUAUUAGUGAGCAACGUUUUGUGAAAGAGUUUUUGAUGGACGACAACGAUGAUGCAGUGGAAGAACAUUCAAAAAGCCAAAAUGAACGAAAACGAUCCUUCUUGGUAAUUUCGUGCCAUGCAGCUCGACGAUCAGAAUAUUUCUAUUGGAAUGGCUAUUGUUUAAUGUGUCUUAUCACCAUAUGUGGAUUUUGCAUAUUUUGUAUUCCACCGACGCUGCCACAAAAUCGUCUCCAAAUUGGUGUUACACUUCUUCUUACCUCGAUAACUUUUCGCUGGACAGUCAAUAGAUCGCUACCUACUAUUUCAUAUCUGACAUCGUUAGAUAAGUAUUCAAUCAUAUCUAUAUUCAUUUUGGUCAUCCUAUGUAUUUGGCAUGCAGCAAUGGGAGCAGCAGUGUUCAUAGCGAAGCGCUAUCCAAAUAUUGACACUGAUGAUAAGUUCGUAUGGAUUGAUCGAUAUGCAUUAUUCGGUUUUCUCGGCGCAUUUUUUAUCAUGCACAUGGCCAUGCUAGUGUGGCUCUUUUUAGUUCCACUUGCUUAUCGGCGACAAAUGGAACGAAACGAUCAAGAGUAUCAUAUUAAAAAUCGUGCUAAAUCAAAAUCUUUAGCAGGAAAAAUGGCUUCUCGAACUGUAACGACAGCCAAUGGUAGACAAUGUUUACCUUCCGCUAAUCAAAGAAGUUAA